AUGGCCCGCGUUGGAGCGCGGUUCGCGCAGUCGGGCGUCGUCUCCACGGCGCCGUUCUCCUCCGGCGGAAUCUCCCCGUCGCGUCUCCUCGCGGCCGGCGUCUCCUCGGCGCCCGUCUCCUCCUGCGCGCAAUCGCGGAGGCGGGGGCGAUCAAUCCCGUUCGCGGGCGUUCUGGCCGUGGUCGAUGGGCGCCGAGGGCCCGGCAGCCGGACCCUGCAGCCGAAGCGGCGACCGCGGCAGCGACUGCGGCUGUUGAGCGCGCCCUGGCUCCGUUGGGCAGCGCCUCCGGCCGGUCCCCAUGGGUUCCCAGCAAGGGGGGAGGCAGCAGCAGUGGCGACAGCGGUGGGGGAAGGGGUGACCACUGAGCUCCGGUCACGGCGCUCUCCCACGCGCCGCCGCCCUGGUGGGUUGCGAGUGGGCGGCCGCAUUGUGUUGGAUCGGUUGUCCCGUCGUGGCAAAGGGGCGCCCCGCGCGCUGGAUGUUGAGACGCAGCUGCUUGUGCGCCUUUGGCAUAUGCGCACCUACUAUGCCGUUGUGGGGGCAAUGCUGGAGAACACUGCCGUGUCUCUGAGCCACGUGCCUCUGGCUGCGUGCACGAUGGGCCAUGCGCAGUUGCUGGCCAGUCGAGACGGUGCGUGGCUUCUCCGCCAUGAGAUGGAGAUCGCUGAGGAGGAGCACGUGGGGGAGCCCGUGUUGGGAGCGGAGGCGGCCGCCGAGAUGGAAGGCGUGGGCUCCCGAGUGCAGUCACACUUAGCUGUAGACUUGAUAAACGGGCUCGUGUCAGCACUCCGUCUUGGUGACGGGUUGACGAUGCGGCUGCUAGAACAGACGGGAGUGACGCGGUGGUUGUAG
Messenger RNA from Closterium sp. NIES-65, 852 nucleotides. Lineage: Eukaryota; Viridiplantae; Streptophyta; Zygnematophyceae; Desmidiales; Closteriaceae. The record is from the annotation of a GenBank genome assembly.